CUCAAAAUUUUUCACGUUUUUCAAUGUAAGGGUGACAAAUACUCGAGUUUGAAAUCGAAUUGCCCUACCCGACUCUCUGAAAGUAAUAGAGUCUUUUUCAUCUUCCAUGAAUGGUGGUGACCAGCAACUCCUUUGAGGUAAGCAUUCCAAAAGCCUUCAUGGAUACCAAGCAUAGCACAUCUAAUCUACCUUGGACAUGGGUGAUUGAAACAUUGGCAACUUCCAAAGAGAUAGACACAUCUUUACUCAUUGAUUUGGUUAAGCAGAUUCCAGAAAUUUCUGAUGAAAUGGGAAGAAAUGCAAGGGAGCUUGUCUCCUUGAGAGUUUUAGAGACCUUGUCUGUCCAGGAAUUCUCACAUGCAAAUAAUGAUGCUUCAGUUCCUGGUGAUAAAAUUGAAUUGGAUCAAUCAGUGCACUGUGAAGAUGUCCUUCACCACUUAUUGUUGGAGGUCUCAUCAGAUCAAAACAUGGAUGGGCCAGAGGUGUCAAAAUUGGAUGUUCAGUCAUAUAUUACCAAAAAAAGAUCUUGCUUGCCGAAAUGUGCUUUGCAACAAAUUAAGGAUACUGUAGAUGCUACCAAUCCUCUUGCUACAUCCUUGGAAACAAAUAACAGAUCGGAGGUUGGCAGUAACUCCAGAGAUGGAGAUUGUUUUAAUGCUGUUGAUUCUAAUGGCAUUAACCAGAGUUGUGAAGUAGGCGGUGAUGCUGAACAUGUUUUAUCAAGUGGGAAUGCAACUCCUUGUUUGGGGGCCAACACUAAUGGCGUGCAAGAAAAUCAAUCUGGGACUCUGGUUCCUUUUAAGAGGACGAUUGAUGCCUUUACUGCUCAUGAAGGUGAACAUAGUGAAACUGAACCCUUAUCAGAGAACAGUUCUGGUUCUUGCAUAAGGUCCUCCAGAAGGUUUAAGCAGGAAGUCAUUAGUCCCAGGUGUGAUGCAGUUCAUGAUUUUGAAUCAAUUCAAAGAGAUGGUGUUUCAACAGAGUUGUCUGCACAAAUUCCCCAUGCUAUUGUCCAAAAAGGGAACCUGGAAAAUGGAGCUCUUGUUGGGGGAUUGGAUGGUAGUUGUGAGGGUGCUGCAUCAAAAAUGGUUAGACAGAACAUCGAUGCCAGUAACCAUGAUGAUCGAUUGCCUGAAAUAAUGAUUUCAGAGGAAAAGAUCCAAAAUAUUGUAAGUAGCAGCAAAGCUUGUGAUGAAUUGAGAACAUCAAGUGGUUCGUCGCCGCAGGUAAUUCAUCAGGAUUCUUGCAUUUGUGGAGCUAAAGAUCAUCGGAAGUGCAUUCAGGGAAAUUUAUUCAAAGGUGUUUCUGGAGGAGCCAAAAAGAAUAUUGUGGGAAGUGAUGAACCUGAAUUCUCUAGUGACAGUGAUGGAUAUCAGAAUGAAAUGACUGGCCUUUCUGCAAUGAGAAAUGAUUUUCUUAGCUCUCAGUGCGCUCAAGGUCAAGAUCCCUUGACAACUGAAAAUGGUAGAGUGCUCAAUCUUUGUGUGAAAUGUAAUGAAGGUGGGCAACUGUUGAUUUGCAGUUCGAACACCUGCCCGUUAGUGGUUCAUCAGAGCUGCUUGGGUUCUGUUCCCAGCUACGAUAAUGGAGGAAACUUUUACUGUCCCUUUUGUGCAUAUUCUCGAGCAAUUUCUGAGUGCCUAGAAUUUAAAAACAUGUCUUUGCUUGCAAGGAAAGAUUUGGCCUCAUUUGUUGGCGUUGGAGCUAGGCGACGAUCAAAGAAAUCCUCACGUAACUCAUGUAGAACAAAGAAGAACCAGUCUAGAGAGGAUGAAGAACUGUGCCAUGAUAAAAAUAAUAAGGAUGUUUUGAAUGAUGUUAUAGAAGCCAGGAGUGCUCCAGUCUGUACAAAUUCUUUGAAUGGUAAAAUCACGGAGAUGCCUUCACCUCAACCAGAGGCUUCUGUGACGCAUGCACCCGUGGCAGCUGGACCAAGAUCCAAGAUAUCACCACCUAGAUUGCAUAAAUCAAAGCAGAAACUAUCCAGGGAGGAAGAAAAAUUGUAUAACAACGAGGACAGCAAGAAGAAAUCCUUGAACCAGGUCCAAGAACCAGGAAAUGCUCCAGUCAGUAUAAGUUCUGCUAAUGCUGAAUUUACACAGAUAGGUUCACCUCAACCAGAGGCCUCUGCACCUCUUGAACUUGUGAACGGACAGAGUGGUUUUGAAGAACAAUGUUCUGAAGAUGAAGACACAAUUGCUUCCCGUUAUUGUGUGCGAUUUAGGAAUUCAGACAAGAACUAUUUCUUCAAAUUUGCAGUACCUAUCCUGCAAUUUCUCAAGUGAGGCUGAAACACCUCCUUCAAAAAAAGUAGAGGAAGAAACAUUAAAGGUGUGUAGAUAUCUCAAGUUUUGGAUAGAUGGAAGAAGUUUUUGGAGUUCGGAAGUUUGAUGUUUUCCAGAUGUUGGAUCAACUCCACCCUAGUUGGUUAGGGGCUCGGUCUCAGAUGGUUCCCUUUUAUGAUAUUAUUAGCUAGGCUGGUCCUCCUCCAAGCUUGGGGUCUUAAUCUUAUGGGUGCUCAAACCGGGCCAUUUGUUAUUUCUCCUGACAUGUUAGUAUCCGAGGCUAACUAAGAAUGGCACAUUGUUCUGUUAAGUUUUUGUCCUUGGGUGGGUAUAGAAGGGCUUAGAUAGUGUAUUUGUGCCCCUUUACCAGCUUUUUUGGUUUGCUACUAUCCAACAAUGGUAUGUUUUGUUCUUGUAAUUUUUAGAUUCAUGUGGGUAUAUGAAGGUUUAAAUAGUUAAGCAUGCUCA
Messenger RNA from Solanum pennellii, 2753 nucleotides. RefSeq lists its product as uncharacterized. Bases 111 to 2285 code for a protein of 724 amino acids. NCBI's taxonomy places the organism in Eukaryota, Viridiplantae, Streptophyta, Magnoliopsida, Solanales, Solanaceae. The transcript is spliced from 7 exons. The record is from RefSeq and is a predicted model, not a curated record.